ACUAACACAUGGAUAUGAAUUAACUAGAAAAAAAUGAUGCUUCAAGUAAAGCUACCAUAGCUAACCAUAGCCUUUGACUGGCCUUACUGCUCCAAAUUCCAAUAUGCUAGGUUUGUGUUCUUCUUCGAUGCAAUUCGUUUCCUUUCAAAGCUCUGAAUAAAUUCUGGAUGCGCGUAUUAACAGAGACGUGAUUAUUCAAAUUUUCGUUCGAUGUUUUGUACCGAUUACUUUCUGACAUAUAUGAUUGUAGUCUGCUAAAUUCCUGUCCUAAACCGUUUUUAAUUUCACAUUGUUUAUGCUCUGCAUUGGAAAAACCCGAUUUUUGCUGUAGAAGAGACAUGAAUAAUAUUAAUAGCCGGCAAAGAAGUAUUUCAGAAGGGGUUCAGCAUGUGCUCAACUACCUCAAGUGUAUGCAGUCCGAAAAUCCAUCCUUCUUUUAUGCCAUUCAGGGAAAUUUUGAUGAACACUCGGAUGGGAAUAUAUUCUGGGCUGAUGGAAAUGCUCGGAUAAACUGUAACUGCUUUGGGGAUACCGUAAAGUUGGAUACAUCAUAUAUAACUAAUGGAUUUAAGGUUCCGUUUGCUACAUUGACUGGCUUAAACCAUCAUGCUCAGCCUGUCCUAUUUGGUUCUGCUAUAAUUUUUGACGAGUCUGAAACAUCAUUCGUCUGGCUUCUCCAGACUUGGCUUCAAGCAAUCUCUCCUCAUAUCCCUCUCUCCAUCACUACCAAUUCUGAUCGGCACGUACAGAUGGCUGUCGCUCAAGUUCUUCCAAACACAUGUCACCGUCUCUGUAGAUGGAGCAUAAUCAGAGAAACCAAGCAGAAAUUGUCUCUUAUAUACCAUAUGCAUCCCUCUUUUGAAGCCGAAUUCAAAAAGUGCAUCAACGAACCGGACACGGUUGAUGAGUUUGAAUCGCAAUGGGGAUCACUUUUAUCUAGAUAUCACCUCAUGGACAACGAAUGGCUUCACUCAAUGUACAAUGCUCGUCAUCAAUGGGUUCCUAUCUACUUGCGCCACACAUUUUUUGGGGAACUCUUUGUUGGUGGAGAUGAUGACAAUGAUUAUAUGAACUCUUUCUUUGAUGGGUUUUUGAAUGCGACCACUGCCAUUGACAUUUUGACUAAUCUGUAUGAGAAAGCUAUUGCCAGUUGGCACGAAAAGGAACUUAAGGCUGAUUUUGACACUAAGAGUAGCACUCUGAUUCUAAAAACAUCUUCUCCCAUGGAAAAGCAGGCGGCUAGUGUUUUUACUAGGAGGGUAUUUUUGAAGUUCCAGGCUGAAUUGGUUAAUGCCCUCGCUAAUCUUGCCACUAAAAUAGAUGAUUCUGGAGAAACCACAACAUAUCGUGUUGUCAGAUUCAAGGAAAAGCACAAAGCACAUGUAGUUAGGUUUAAUGACAUAGAGAUGAAAGCGAGUUGUAGCUGUCUGAUGUUUGAAUUUUCAGGCAUUCUUUGUAGGCAUGUGUUGUCAGUGUUCAGAGUGAAAAAUAUUCCGACACUUCCUUCCCGGUACAUUUCAAAGCGCUGGACACGGGAUGCCAGGACUAGUGGUGGGUUAGUCCUGGACAAACAUGGUCUGGUAUUGCCAAACAGUUCUCAAGAAUCUUACACAGCUCGUUAUACUAAUUUACGUCAGGAAGCAAUGAAGUUUGUAGAAGAAGGUGCAAAAUCUAUUCUUGUUUAUAAUGUUGCUAUGGGUGCUUUGAAAGAGGCUGCAAAAAGAGUUUCCGCCGAGAAGAAGCAAAGGAUUUGGGAAACCCAGUUGACCAAUGUAGCAAAUCAAAAUCUCGAAAUGCUUGCAGGAGAUGAAAAUCAUACAGCUGAUUCCUUGCUGAAUGAGAAACAGAGAAAAGUCCAUGAAUUGACUGCCGAGUUAGAUAGCAUAAAUGUGAAAUGUGAAGUCUAUCGCUCGAAUCUGCUUGCUGUUCUGAAAGAUAUGGAGGAGCAGAAGUUAAAGCUAUCAGUUAAAGUACAAAAUGCCCAGCUUAGCUUAAAAGAGUGAGUUUCACGUGUUUGGCGCUUUGCUUUAAUAUGCAUGAGAAGAAGUAUUUAAAGACUACCUGGGAGUAAAAAUUUAAAACCUGAUUUCAUUCUUUCUCUGUACCUUUAAGUCAUUGUUCUACAUUCCUGUCAUUAGGAGGCAGGUGAUGAAUCAUGGGGAUGCGAAUAGAAAAUGUGAUAGGUUAGUUUUGCAUUUGUGUUUUAUUGCAGAUUGAAUGUACAAUAGUGUGUUCAAUCAUAACACAUAAACAAAUAAAAAAUUGAUUUGUACUCCCUCCGUCCCUUAAAAUUCUUCUCGCUUUCCUUUUUGGGACGUCCCAAAAAAAUCUUCUCAUUUCUCUUUUUGGAAAGUUUUGUGUGGCUACCAUUUAUUUACCUUUUUCUUGCUCAACCCCAACAAUUCAUUUCUACUUUAUUCCCACUUUCUUAAACUCCGAUCCAAGUCAAACCGGGAAGAAUUUUGCGGGACGGAUAGAGUAUAAGUUAUGUAAGGGCAUUCGGGUUCCCAAGGGAGAUCUGAGGGUCAGUCGCCUCCCGUAUCCUACGGGGUCUUACUAUGUACUCACCAAAUAGUGGAUUGUUUGGAUCAUAUGAGGCUGGCCUGGUAUAUGAAGGCUGGGUUGUAGAUAAUUUCAAUUUAAUGUUUGUUCAGCUGUAGUAUUACUAAAAAACCUGUCUAGUAGACUGUCUAGCUAAUCAAUAUAGCAUUCAUAACACAAUUUGUACAUGUAUUCACACUUUCUUUUCAUGUAAACAUAUUUGGUUCCUCUCUAGUA
Messenger RNA from Cuscuta epithymum, 2778 nucleotides. NCBI's taxonomy places the organism in Eukaryota, Viridiplantae, Streptophyta, Magnoliopsida, Solanales, Convolvulaceae. The record is from the annotation of a GenBank genome assembly.